GUAGGUAGGUGUGAAACUCGUAUAAAUUGGAACCAAGCUUUGGGGGGCUUGACAGACUUGGAUGGAAACAUGAGAGAAAUACAGAUGUUGACGACAAUUGUGCUAAUUGCACUAUCCUUUACUGCAUUCGUUACGCCAUCUCCGGUACAUGAACAGAAAUACUAUGCAACGGAAGAUUAUCACUAUAUCCCGACACUCGAAGAACUGCAGAGUGGCAUUGGUAUCGGUGACCCGACAAGUCGUUAUACUCCAGUUAUAAAAAUGAUAAAUGGUCAUAUCACAGAACAGUCACGUGAAGAAAUCGAACAAUUUCAUAUACAUUACGACCCAGAAAUGAAUUUAGAAGGGGAGAUGGUUGAAAGCCAGGAGGCAUACAACCAGAUGGUACAAGCUCUUGCUGAAGGAGACGAGAAAGAAGCAACUAGAGCUGAAACAGUAGCCAAAGUUUUCAUGGAGAAGGCUGGGUUGACUAUAGAAAACAAGAUAACGGAAACACCUUAUCUAUAUGACAAGGAAGGAGACAGAGCAAAGCGUUUUGUAUCAUCCUCUGCAAAAACUUCUGGUCAUUGGGAUAAAUGCAUAAUACCAUAUGAAUUCGAUCCCGAUUAUUUCACUAAUCCUAAAAGCAGUGUAGAAAUUCCAAUGAAAAUAGUUGAGUCAUACACUGGUUUCCGAUUUGUUGAAUGGAACGAGUCAACCCAAGCACUGUAUGGACUUCCUCAUAACAACAGACUUCGAUUUGUAAAUUAUGACGGGUGUUGGUCUUAUGUCGGUAAUUUGCGAGGAGAGGGCCAAAGGAUCUCGUGUUGUUCGGGGAGUACGUGCAUACAUGAGAUAGGACACGCGUUAGGAUUCCAUCACGAGCAAAAAAGCGCAAUACGUGAUGACUACAUGAGGAUAGAAUGGAAUGGAAUAAAUCCAGAUUAUUGGAGUCAGUAUUAUAUAUACAACAAAGAUUGGGCAGACCUUUUUGGAUAUUAUGAUCCUUCAUCUGUUAUGCAUUACUGGAACGGGAAAGUUGCUAAAAUGAAGGAGUCAGCGGCACACGAUGCAAUGAUAAUGGCAAAAUAUCCUAGAAGAAGACUAAAUACUUCCACAUUAUUAUCAUAUUAUGCUGAGUUUUUCCUGUCUCAUUUAUUCUGCUCCGAAGACAUAGAGUGUAAAAACGGAGGAUACUCAUCUGUUGUAAAAGGAGAGUGUACGUGCAGAUGUCCUAUUGGAUUGGAUCCUAAAACAAAGUGCUCAACACAAGAAUUAACAGAUAGCACAUUGGUUGACCGACAAUGGCCUGCAGGUUCAUUUGCCAUACUUAAUUCUGUGAAUGGGUGUCCCGAGGGCUUUGAUCUAGGAUGGCAGUAUCAUAAACCGCCGAACUAUGUAUGGGGAUCAACGCCGUAUCAUGCAACACCUUCAUGGGGUUGGUGGAGUGUACAGCACGAGUUUUGCAGUCGCACAGAUGAAGUUAAUGAUGGUCCAGAGUGGCCUCCAGGAAGUUACUGUAUUUACAGAAAGGGUGGCAGCUGUCCUACAGGUUUUGACACGGGCUACAUUCAAAUGGACGAUGCUCCCACUGGCAGGACUAACGUUACUGCAGGAGAACUCCCCGACGGUGUUUAUGGAGCAAACACGCGCUGGGAAUUUUGUUGCCGCUCGGAUUUUGCUGGUCAAGUAGAGUUUCCAACUAAAAGUUCGUUUAUAUUAUUCCACAGGGGAAGUGGAUGUCUGGACGUUAAAGGAAUGACUUCAUCUGAAGAAUAUUUUACUUGGCGAAGUGAUACUGCUGACAACUAUCAUGAAUUCGGCGGUGAAGUUCCAUAUCACUAUGACUUUAGUGAUACACUUUUUAAUCUUUACUUCUGUUACUACACGCCCAUUAAUAAAGAUUGCGGUGGUGUUUUCAACCUUGAUUCAACACCGUUGGAUAUACAAAGCAUGAAUUAUCCUAGUUCAUAUGAUUCCGAUAUUGACUGUGUCUAUACUUUACUGGCGCCUGAAAAUAAUGUCAUUCAGAUAGACUUCGAAGAAUUUGAGAUUGAUUGUGAAAUGGACACUUUGGAAGUUGCUGCAUCCUUACCAGGUCACAAAGGAGCAGCAUAUUGUGGUUCCGGGUUUAGUAAAUCCAUUAUAUCUAGUACUAAUUAUAUGAGAGUGACACUGCGCUCAACAGGGACGAGACAAAGCGGAAAUGACAUACAAUAUCGAUUUAAAGCGAGAGUCCAGCUUAAAACAGAUACUGCCGAAUGUAUCACAAAUAAAGGUAAAGACAGGAGUUAUUCUGGUGUUUCUAGUUAUACAAAGAACUUUGAGCCUUGUCUGCCUUGGAACGAGGUUCAAAACUGCAAAUACCAUAGAUUUGCUCCAGAAACAUUUGAUGACGAUCUAUCGGAGAAUUACUGUAGAUAUACUGGACACGGUACCGGGCCAUGGUGUUACACGAACGCUGAAACAUGUGCACGUGGUUAUUGCGAUGCCUGCAGCUCAAUGAAUUGUUAUGACCUUUUUGAUGACUGCAGUGAUCUGAUAGAUGCAGACCCGAGUUUCUGCUCCACAAACCUUGACGGUCAAGCUCUCAGAGGCUGUCGUUUCUCCUGUGAGCUCUGUGAGAUUAUUGAAUCGGAAACAGUAUGUCCAAAGCCCUCAAUGGUUGAAGGAAUUGCACCAUCACCAAUGAAAACGUCUUACGCAGUUGGAGAGCAGGUGGAGUAUGUUUGUCCGACUGAAAACAGCAAUGACGUAAGGACAAGAACGUGCACGUCAAGUGGCACAUGGACCGACCUUGGAUUUGUCUGCGGAGCUUGUCCAAUGGGAUGGGGUUUGGUCGACGGCAAGUGCUACAAAUGGUUCGAUACAUUCCUGAACCGUAACGAUGCUCGAGCUUACUGUGAAAAUAUGGGCGCUACUCUCCCAACAACAAAAACACAGAAACAGUUAGACUACAUCAGGAAGAUUGUCGAUGUUGACAAAGAACAAAUGCAGAUAGUUUGGCUUGCAAUGAGCAAGGUAAAUGGAGCUUAUGAAUGGGAUGAUGGAACAGACCUCGAGUUUCUUGCCUGGGGAGAGAAUGAGCCAAGUUUCUGGGGCGCUUGUGUCACUAUAAGCUCUAAUGGAUGGGGCUCAUAUGCGUGCUCGUAUGAUAAAUCAGUCGUCUGCAUGCACACACCUUCUGAGCGGACUGUGUGUGCUGACCAGUCUAGACACUGUGAAGCUUAUAUCCGGGCAACCCCAGACCUUUGUGUUAGACAACAAGACUUUGCUGAGGCUAAUUGUCCUUACUCGUGUGGUAUUUGUAAAAAUGAAGUUAUAACAAUACAACGCAGCACGUGCUUUGACGUUGACAGCAACUGUGACGCUUUAGUUAAAGCGACAGAUGAUUUUUGUGUCAGCCAUACACAGUUUGCUUACACUCACUGUCAGUCUACUUGUAACAUGUGUGACGUGCAUGUUAGUAUAGAUGAUGAAUCAGAUCAAGAAGACAUUGGAAAAAGAUGGAUGAAUUCGGAAUACAUGCCAGAGCUAAGACAACCAGAAAAACGGUCAUUUGAUGACUGUGUUGAUUCAACAACUACUAAAACGACAGAAAGCACUACUUCUACGACAGAAAGCACUACUUCUACGACAGAAAGUACUACUUCUACGACAGAAAGCACUACUUCUCCGACAGAAAGCACUACUUCUACAACAGAAAGUACUACUUCUACGACAGAAAGCACUACUUCUCCGACAGAAAGCACUACUUCUACGACAGAAAGCACUACUUCUACAACAGAAAGCACUACUUCUCCGACAGAAAGCACUACUACUCCGACAGAAAGCACUACUUCUACAACAGAAAGCACUACUUCUACCACAGAAAGCACUACAUCUACGACAGAAAGCACUACUUCUACGACAGAAAGUACUACUUCUACAACAGAAAGCACUACAUCUACGACAGAAAGCACUACUUCUACGACAGAAAGCACUACAUCUAGUACAACAACAGAACCUACAACCUCUACAGCUUCCCCGCCUGUUCAAGAUUGUGAUCCUAAUGGACAACCAGCACAUACAAACAUUAUAUCUACAGCAGACGACACGGGUCAGAUAUACGAGUACGUGUGUGACAACGGGUUCGCUCUUUCCAGCGGCAAUUUGAUUAGGGCUUGCUUAGUAACUGGAGAACUGACCGGAUCUCCACCCGUAUGUCUUAGUGAAUCAGAAGUUGAGUUACCAGUAAAUGACGUCAAUAUUCGUAGGAGGGACAGAAUUCCUUGGAAUGGAUACACAUAUACAGCUAUGAAUAAGGACUUUAUUAUAACAAAGUCGGGUAAAUUGACCAAAUGGAGAUUUUACAGCUCUCAAGACGGUGACAUUUCGUUGCAAGUUUGGCGAUUUAGCAACAACAAUAUGGACUCUGGCACUUUAAUCGGAUCUAACUUUGUGAGCGGAACCGGAAAUGACAGGAUUAGAACAAUCGAAAUUCCAGAAUCAGAACAAAUCAGCGUGCAAGUUGGUGACGUCAUUGCUAUGCAACAACCAUUAAAAAAUGCAGCUUAUAUUGGGUACACCAGGUGCGACCUGAACUACGAGCCAACACAAAACAAUCAGCUAAUUAGCAAUGCGAACGACGAACCGUCAUCCAUUGGAAGUACAUAUGGAUUCCAAACGGAUAGUAACUACGAUUGCAAAACAAUGUCUUUGAACGCAUUUAUAAAAUAAGUUGAUAGAGGUUGAUAGUUAUCAUUUCCAAACUACAUGACUGUGUGUAGAGUUUAAUGAAAACCAAUGGCAUAAUAUUGUUAAAGAUAAAAUAAAUAUGACCUGAAAAUCAAUCCAAUCAACGAUAAUAACGAUGCUUUUAUUUAGUAUAGCAGAUAAAAAUGUAUACGGUUUUAAAUAAUGAUAAUUACAACUUGGCAAAAAGGUUUGUGUCUUUGACAGCAAUACCUUCAAUUUGUGUGGCAAUAUACAUGGACCACAUUUCUAAUUUGUCACCUACAUUUGUUUUAUUUUCCUCAGCACUGGAUCGAGUAAAAAACGAAUAUUAAUACAUCACUUAAGCCUUUCUAUUUCGCAGAUUGUAUAAAAAAUCACAGAAACGAUAUAUUUGAUAAUGUUUCAAAUUCAUACACUCGUUAAUUAAAAUCUCGAAGUCAACAAAAUUAAAACUUGUGCAAAGAAUUGUCUUAAACUUUGUACGACAAAGAAAUUUAUGGAAAAAAAUGAUUUGGGAUCGCCAAAUUAAUGUUUUAGUUAUUUGCCCUGAAUGUGAGUUUUAGCUCUAUUUUGGUCAUUUUCAAGAGCAGAUAACUCAUAACGAACUUUUGCAGCUAAAAUCUUAUCUUAAUUCAAAUUCAUUUCUGUUAUUUACUUGAUUGUCACGGAGCAAACUGUGUUGAAAUUCUAUGUAACAUAUUUCAUUAUAUAGUUGAUUCUGUAAAAUGCUAAAAAAUUUAAAUGUGUUUACGUAUUGUAGGCUAGUAAAAUUUCUUGGACAAAAAUUGUUUUAAACUUGCAUAAUAACCAGAAACAAAAUGGCAAUAAAUAAGUUGAAAUAAAUUCAGACCUCAAAAUGUUUGAUUGUGAGUUACCUGAUCUUGAAAAUGACCACGAAAGUACAAAAAAUACUCUCCUUCUGGGGCAAAUAACUCACAAAGGCGUGAUUACAUGAAAGUCACGUCCCUUUAUUCAAGAAGUAUAUCACGAAAACCAAUGACAUUCGCUGAAAAAAGCAAAGUAAUUUACUUAAACAAUAUACUUUCUAGCAAGAAGUAAUUUUUAGAUUAAGUUUUCGAAUAACAAUAUCAUUUAUUUAAACUCAACAAUAAAGAUGGCAUUUACUUUUACGCCAAGAAACAUUAUCACUUACUCCUACACUCUCGAGGUUCUAUCAUUUAAUGAUUACAAGUGUUUCCACGACCGAGCUGAUGCAAAGACGUCCGUGAAACAUGAUUACAAGUGUUUCCACGACCGAGCUGAUGCAAAGACGUCCGUGAAACAUGAUUACAAGUGUUUCCACGACCGAGCUGAUGCAAAGACGUCCGUGAAACAUGAUUACAAGUGUUUCCACGACCGAGCUGAUGCAAAGACGUCGGGGAAACAUGAUUACAAGUGUUUCCACGACCGAGCUGAUGCAAAGACGUCCGUGAAACAUGAUUACAAGUGUUUCCACGACCGAGCUGAUGCAAAGACGUCCGUGAAACAUGAUUACAAGUGUUUGCACGGCCGAGCUGAUGCAACGACGUCGGGGAAACAUAAUUACAAGUGUUUGCACGGCCGAGCUGAUGCAAAGACGUCGGGGAAACAUGAUUACAAGUGUUUGCACGGCCGAGCUGAUG
This is a messenger RNA of Ruditapes philippinarum (Manila clam), 6317 nucleotides long. RefSeq lists its product as uncharacterized. Gene Ontology annotation, biological process: proteolysis. Bases 70 to 4698 code for a protein of 1542 amino acids. Gene Ontology annotation, cellular component: membrane. Lineage: Eukaryota; Metazoa; Mollusca; Bivalvia; Venerida; Veneridae. The record is from RefSeq and is a predicted model, not a curated record. The transcript is spliced from 32 exons. Gene Ontology annotation, molecular function: wide pore channel activity; zinc ion binding; metalloendopeptidase activity.